Amphibalanus amphitrite is the source of this 3915-nucleotide messenger RNA. Its product is annotated as zinc finger protein 358-like. The transcript is spliced from 2 exons. The record is from RefSeq and is a predicted model, not a curated record. Gene Ontology annotation, molecular function: RNA polymerase II cis-regulatory region sequence-specific DNA binding; DNA-binding transcription factor activity, RNA polymerase II-specific. Gene Ontology annotation, biological process: regulation of DNA-templated transcription. The coding region runs from base 759 to 2942 and encodes 727 amino acids. Lineage: Eukaryota; Metazoa; Arthropoda; Thecostraca; Balanomorpha; Balanidae.
CUAUGGUAUCUAGAAAGUUAUAAAUUGCGCACAAGGUGUCAAAUUGAUGCCGCGGAAGGUACUGCAAGUUUUGUAUUGAUACGUCAAGCGGUUUAGAAGAUAUUGCAGAAAAACAAGAAGGAGGCUCUGUAGAGCCCCCCAGUCAUGCACGGGUUAAACAUGACACACUGAAUCAGAAAAUUGCACUCGUAAUCGUGACCCCUUCUUAUGUCUCUGAGGUCAUCAGUAGAAACCCCAAAAUCUGCCUUCAAGUAGCCGAUGCAGUUCGUAUGCUAGCAGUUACCACCCUGCUAUAUACCAUCCCUGCUCUCCGACAGAACUGGGUUGUGGCCUCUGUCUGUCCCCGGCCGGGCGGCGGCAGGUGUUAGCCCGUCCAUUCAGUCGGUCCCUCCCGUCCCCAUGUUGGAUCGAUAUCACAGCGAGCUGGGGCCCGGAGCCGCCUAAUCUAGCGACCGCGUGCCCACUCGGAACGACUGCAAAACGCAUACUCCUUCGCCUGGGAAAAGUACAAGAUGAAAAUCACAUUUUCAUACUAUACGACCCGUCGGAACUAAUAAUGACAGAUCCAGUCCGACCCGUGACUUCAAUGCUGCAUUGACUCGCAGCCCGGGCGACUGGCGACUGCCCUGCCACCUAUCGGUGACGCGCACAACCCUCGGGCGGCCGCCGGGCAGUCAUUGAUCGGCGGCGGCCGACCGUGCGGGUGCCGGCGGUACCGUCGCAGACGACGCACCGACGCCACGUCAAACGACACCACCAUGACGUCGUCGGCGCCGCUGGCGUGCGCCGUGUGCUCGGUGAAGUUCGAGGACCUGGACUCUCUGCUGCAGCACAUGGCCACCGGACACGCAGCGUCCAGCGCGCCUCCGCCGGCCGCCGCCACUGCCUCCGGUCAGCCGGCCAGCACACGCCAGAUCGUGCUCAGCCGCACGGCCUUCCUGCGCCUGAAGCCGCUGCUGCAGCAGGGUGCCGGCCGCGGCGUGGUGACCAUCGUGACGCAGCGCGGCAGGGGAGCGGCGACCGUGGCGCGGAGGCCGAUCCGGCCGCGACCGCCGAAACCCGCCGCUUCCGACGGUGCUCUGGACGUGGAGGUCCUGGAGCCCUCGGAGCCGCCAGCGCAGUCCGAGCCGGCGGGUCAGCAGCCACCCAUCGACCCGGACUGGAUCGAGUGCUGCGUGUGCCGGCGCCGCUUCAAGCAUAAGUACUCGCUGGUGGCGCACUGCCGGCAGCACAUCAUGUCCCGCCUCUGCGGAGUGUGCCAUCGGCGGCUGCCCGACGGCCAGGCGCUGGUCGAGCACCUCGAGACGCACAUGGAGAAAAACUCUAGCUUCAAGUGCGACCAGUGCGACAAGUCGUUUGUGCAUGCCAAGAGCCUGUACGUGCACAAGCGCAACCACAGCGGAGUACGGCCGUACACGUGCCAGUACUGUCAUAAGACGUUCCGUCACUGGCACAAGCACCGCGUGCACGUGCGGAUCCACACGGGCGAGCGGCCGUACCGCUGUGAUGUCUGUGGAUGGGGCUUUCCUCGCAAUGACGAGUGCAAGCGGCACAUGCGCACGCACGUCGGCCAGAAGGCGUUCCACUGCGUCGACUGUGGAGUCGGCUGCGGCACUCAGAUUGCGCUGAUGCGUCACCAGGAGCUGCAUCACGGGAAGAGGAGGCCGUCGAUCGAGGGUGAGACUCAGGAUUCAGCGGAGGCGACGGAGGAGAGGCGUGAAGAGCCAGAGCCGUCUGGAGCCGACGCGGACAAGGCAGCGGACAGCUUUGCGGACCUAGACGAUAAUGUUACAGUCAAGGUCGAGAUGGAUAAUUUCUCGCUUGAAGAACACGGUGCUGAUGCCAGCGUCGAAGCCAAUGCUGAAGGUAUUGACGCCAGCGAAGGAGCAGCUGAUUAUGAUGCGGGUGCUGAUGGUGGUGAAGACGACGACGAUGUAGAUGAUGACCCUGACGACCCAUCCUACCAGCCCGACUCUGACUCUGGAAGUGGCGUCUCAGGAUAUGGUGGGCGUCGUAACCGAGCUCCCGGGAGAAGCACCCAAUCCGUACCCUCGCCGGCUGACGCUAGAGAGGAGGAGGAAGGUAGCAUGGAGGAGACGGAUCCCCUGGCGGUUCCCGGCGACGAGCAGCCGCAGAAGGACCCCAUCGCUAUCGGCGGACUAGGGCCCGAGCACCUCCCUGAGCCUGUCAUCCAGCCCGUGAUGGUCAUCAAGGAGGAGCCCAGGGACUCGGACGAGGAGCCGACAGCGCGAGCGGCCAGUCCAGCCGCUGCCGCACCCUGGGACGCCGACUCCAGCUCUGAGCUUGAUGAAGCAAACGUGAGCCUGCUAGAGCCCGAGGUCAAUCUCACCGAACUUUUUAUCGACAUUGAGCGGAUGCGUUCCACUAUCCGUCGCAAGAUCGCCGAGAAUGCCCAUAAGUUUGAGGACGCUGUGACACAAAAGGCGCGUUCCUAUGUGCGCGACCGCGAGCCGAGCAUCGCUAAUAUGCGCUCAAUUUUGCGCGCAAAACUCGAAGAAGGCAAACGCAUCCAGGCAUUGCUCUCCUCACAAGAAACUGAAAAACGGCAGGUGAAGAUCGAAUCAGUGUCACCACGCAAAAAGAUCAAAACUGAGCCGGAAGAUGCUGACGACUCUGUUACAUUGAACAGUGACAACAUUGCUGGCACAUCGACGGCAACUGAUUUGAACAGCCCGGAUUCGAAACUGGCCCUGGGACGGUCCCGGCGACUGCCACCGUCGGUGGGCCUGGGAUUCCGGCGCCGCGGACGGCCCCCGAAGGAGUUUCUUCGGGGACGAAAGAGCGACCCAAGCGCAACGCCGCGCGUGCCGCGACGCCGCUGGAUUCAGCACGAGCUCAACUUCUCGACAGAGGAAGACGGAUUGGAUGAGACGGCGCAGCUCAGUGGCGUCAGGAUCUCCACGGGAUUUGGAGAACUGUGAAAAUCUGACGGAAUUGAAGGACUCAUGAGAAAGAAAGGGAAGGUGAUCAGUCAAGUUUGAACGUUAAAAGGGUGAAAAAGAACAUCAAAGAAGACGGAAAUUAUGCUGAGUAAAGCUUGAGGGCAUACGUAUUGAUUUUGCUUUGGAAAGAUAAUCAGAUGUCUUCUAGAUGAGUAAAGGUCAGACUGUAAAAUUUGUGCGGACAGACGCCAAUGAAAAUGUCAGCUAGGGGAAGGACAGAAAUCGAAUCCCAAAGAGAAGAACUCUGGGCUAAAUGAUUAUGAGACAGAGAAGGCUCUGUACAGCCUAAGAUGCGUACGAGCGUAACAGCAGACGGUUCUAGUCAUUGGUGUUCCUGAACAUUCCGUUUUCUAGUCAUGAAACGCUGGGGUAACGUGUGCUGUGCAUUUGUUGUGGUAUUUUUAUUUAUCUUUCAAUCUAUUUAUAUAUUUAUUGCUAACUUAUUUAUUUGUGGUGAGGUACGUCAACCUUAGUUUUGGUGUACCUUAUUGUGUGUAUGUAAUGUGUAUCGUUGGCAGCAUUUUGUUUGAGUCGAAUGUUUUUGUAUUGUGUGUUACCUUUCCAUGAUCGGUGAUCACCUGCGCCCAAGAACGUCCUUCCCAGCAACAGCUGUGGUAUGCCGAAGGUGCGGCAUACUCAUAGCUCAGCAGAUGCGGUGUAGGUAAAAGCUAGUCAGGGUGAAUAUUCAAACAUUCCAAAUAGCUCCAUCUGUCUCAAUGAUGAAAGCACCGUUUUACGCACGACGAUGGUCUUUUGUAUAAAUAUCUACAUAUUUAUUUGAUUAUUUACUGAUACUAACUCAACAUUCCAGGCCAAAAUAUCCCCACGUUUAUGUUGAUACAAAGUGGUUGGUCUAAUGAUUGAUAGUCUGCGAUGUAGCAUUCAAUGCUUAGGUGAGGAACUAUUGAUGGAGUCGUCACCGUCGUGCAUGUAAUAUAGGGAGAGGUUGCCA